UCACUGUCAUUUGUCACUGAUUAAUGUCAAAUGUGUAAUCAUAAAAUUACAAGCGAGAUUUUCUUAAAAUAAAUUCAAUUUCUAUCCAACAAGUAAUGAAAUUGAAGAAAACUAAAAAUUGCUUUUAUAUGAUUACCUGUUAAAAGUACUUUGAGUCCAAGUGCUAAUAAUCUGACGAAAUAAGCACUUUAAUUAUGGCUCUCAAUUAUAUUCGCCAAGUCACAAGAACCGUUAGAGGCAUAAAUGUAAAUACAAUACAUAGAAAAAUAAGUACGAGUUCACCAACAAGACUUGGUAUGAUACCGAUAGUAGUUGAACAAACUGGCAGAGGCGAAAGGGCAUACGAUAUUUAUUCCAGGUUACUUCGAGAACGUAUUAUUUGCCUGAUGGGACCAAUUAACGAUGAAAUCAGUUCCCUCGUUGUUGCUCAGCUGUUGUUCCUUCAAUCUGAAUCGAGUAAAAAGCCUGUGCAUCUUUAUAUAAAUUCUCCUGGUGGAAAUGUUACGGCCGGUCUCGGUAUUUACGAUACGAUGCAAUAUAUCACUCCGCCCGUAGCCACUUGGUGUGUUGGUCAAGCCUGCAGUAUGGCGUCCCUCCUGCUAGCAGCUGGGGCUCCUGGUAUGCGUCAUGCACUUCCAAAUUCGCGCAUCAUGAUUCACCAACCUUCCGGAGGAGUCAGAGGUCAAGCAACAGAUAUUCAAAUUCAGGCGGAGGAAAUUUUAAAACUGAAGUCUCAAAUAAACAAUCUAUAUGUCCGUCACACCGGUCUUCCAAUAGAACGUAUUCAAACAUCCAUGGAACGUGACUGUUUCAUGUCACCAAUAGAAGCAAAGAGUUUUGGCUUGAUUGAUAAUGUGUUGGAACAUCCACCGUCUCAUGUGGUGGAAGGUGAUAAUGUUUCAUCAACCCCAGUGAACACCACAACUACUUAGUGAUUAUUCAAACAUGCCGAUAACUGUUAUGACUUAAUAAAUAUACACAAGUUACAUUACUAAAUUUUAUUAUUUACUGAUGCAGUCUAUUAACAAAUAAAUUAUAUUUUUAUCA
Danaus plexippus (monarch butterfly) is the source of this 1047-nucleotide messenger RNA. It is a transcript of the gene ClpP, whose product is annotated as ATP-dependent Clp protease proteolytic subunit. The transcript has a single exon. Gene Ontology annotation, molecular function: ATP-dependent peptidase activity; ATPase binding; serine-type endopeptidase activity. Gene Ontology annotation, biological process: protein quality control for misfolded or incompletely synthesized proteins. Gene Ontology annotation, cellular component: endopeptidase Clp complex. The coding region runs from base 195 to 932 and encodes 245 amino acids. Lineage: Eukaryota; Metazoa; Arthropoda; Insecta; Lepidoptera; Nymphalidae. The record is from RefSeq and is a predicted model, not a curated record.